CAGCGGCGCCGCGGCGGAGCCACCGCCCCCACCGCUGUGCGGCUGCUUCGCCCCACUGGGGACCCGGGGAGCGCCGCGCCGGGCGCCCAGAUGGUACUCGGCCGGCGGCGGCGGCUGCGGCGGAGGGAGGAUGACCUCUCCUCGGGAGCGGGGUGCCGACCUGGCCCGUUUCUACACGGUCACCGAGCCUCAGCGACACCCGAGGGGCUACACGGUGUAUAAGGUCACCGCCCGGGUUAUUUCACGAAGAAAUCCAGAGGAUGUCCAGGAGAUAAUCGUGUGGAAGAGAUACAGUGACUUUAAGAAACUACACAAGGAACUAUGGCAAAUUCAUAAAAACUUAUUUCGACAUUCAGAAUUGUUUCCUCCAUUUGCUAAAGGAAAAGUGUUUGGACGAUUUGAUGAAACUGUUAUUGAAGAGAGAAGACAGUGUGCCGAAGACUUGCUACAGUUCUCUGCCAAUAUUCCUGCUCUUUAUAACAGUAAACAGCUUGAAGAUUUUUUCAAGGGUGGAAUAAUUAAUGAUGGUUCUGAAUUGAUUGGUCCUGUUGAAGCUUAUUCGGAUUCCCUCACUGAUAGCUUUCCUGAGUGUAGUACGGAAGGCUUCUCCAGUGACAGUGACCUGAUAUCUCUUACUGUCGAUGUGGAUUCCCUUGCUGAGUUAGAUGAUGGAAUGGCUUCCAAUCAAAAUUCUCCCACUAGAACUUUUGGUCUCAAUCUUCCUUCGGAUCCUUCAGCACUAGGGGCUGUUGCUUAUGACAGUGAGCAGAACAAGACAGAAGAACGGGAAAAUCGUAGCCUCUUUCCUGGCAGUUUAAAAUCCAAGCUUGGCAAGAGAAAUUAUUUGGAGAAAGCAGGAGAAUUCAUAAAGCUGGCUUUAAAGAAGGAAGAAGAAGAUGACUAUGAAGCUGCUUCUGAUUUUUAUAGGAAGGGAGUUGACUUACUUCUAGAAGGUGUACAAGGAGAGUCAAGCCCUACCCGGCGAGAAGCUGUGAAGAGAAGAACAGCAGAGUAUCUCAUGCGAGCAGAGAGUCUCUCUAGCUUUCAUAGAAAAGCUCAAUUUGAUGAAGUAGCUCAGCCUCCAGGAUCACUAAGUUCAAGGCCCCCUUGGAACCUAAGGAGCCCUGCCGAGGAGCUGAAGGCCUUCAGAGUCCUUGGGGUGAUUGACAAGGUUUUACUUGUAAUGGACACAAGGACAGAACAGACCUUCAUUUUAAAAGGUCUAAGGAAAAGCAGUGAAUAUAGCAGGAACAGAAAGACCAUCAUCCCCCGCUGUGUGCCCAACAUGGUGUGUCUGCACAAGUACAUCAUUUCUGAGGAGUCGGUAUUUCUUGUGCUGCAGCAUGCAGAAGGUGGCAGACUGUGGUCAUAUGUCAGUAAAUUUCUCAACAGAAGUCCUGAAGAAAGCUUUGACAUCGAGGAAGUGAAAAAACCUGCACUUACGAAAGUUCACCUGCAACAGCCAACUUCCAGUCCUCAGGACAGCAGCAGCUUUGAAUCCAGAGGAAGCGAUGCUGGACCCACACCUCAGGUUCUGCCUCUGAAAAGUAGUCUUACCCUGAGCUCUCAAGAUGAUAGCAACCAAGACGAUGAUGGCCAAGAUAGCUCACCAAAAUGGCCAGAUUCUGGCUCAAGUUCAGAAGAAGAAUGCACUACUAGUUAUUUAACCUUAUGCAAUGAAUAUGGGCAAGAAAAGAUUGAACCAGGGUCACUGAAUGAGGAGCCUUUCAUAAAGACUGAAGGAAAUGGUGUUGAUACCAAAGCUGUUGAAGGCUUCCCCACGCACCUUGUUGCUGGCAGCGACAGCCCCAGCACCCAGCUGAUGGCACAUGAGCUUAAAUUCUUCCCUGGAAAUGAUGACCUGGAAACAGUUAGUUCUCCAAGGACAUCAGAUUCCCUCAGUAGAUCUAAAACCAGCUCCAUGGAAUUCUUUAGGAUAGACAGUAAGGAUAGCACUAGUGAACUCCUAGGACUUGAUUUUGGAGAAAAAAUGUAUAGUCUAAAGUCAGAGCCUUUGAAACCAUUUUUUACUCUUUCUGACGGAGACAGGAGUUUUAAUAUUAGUGAAAGCAAGGUUAUAGCUCAGGACACCAUUAGCAGGGGCUCUGAUGACUCUGUUCCAGUUAUUUCUUUUAAAGAUGCUGCUUUUGAUGAUAUCAGUGGUACUGAUGAAGGAAGGCCUGAUCUUCUUGUAAACCUACCUGGUGAAUUGGAACCAACAAAAGAUGGUGCAGCAAUGGGACCUACUAAGUUUACACAGACUAAUGUCGGCAUAAUAGAAAGUAAACUAUUGGAAGCCCCCGAUGUUUUAUGCCUCAGGCUUAGUGCUGAACAGUGCCAAGCACAGGAAGAAGAAGGUGCAGAAGAAUUGAGUGACCCCUCUAGGCUUCCAUCUGAUGGUAUAACAGAGAAACACUAUGUAGAAGGGGGUCCUGGGAUGUUAUUUGUAGCUGCUGUUGAUCAUAGUAGUUCAGGCAUUUCCUUGAUGCAUAGCCCACAACCUAACUUUCAAGGACUUGGAGUGGUCGAGUCGGCAGUGACUGCAAACAACACAGAGGAAAGCGUAUUCCCUGCUUCUGACCCACUCUCAGGUGCUAACGCAUACAAUGCAGACACGGACACUUUAAAAAGUGAGGAAGUAUUGCUGUUUACAGAUCAAGCUGAUGAUUUGGCUGAAGAGGAACAGACUUUAUUUCAGAGAGACUCUGCGACUAAGGAAGCCAGUGGGCUAGCACUAGAAGGAGACAAGGAGAUACAUCAGAUUUUUGAGGACCUUGAUAAAAAAUUAGCACUACACUCCAGGUUUUACAUCCCAGAGGGCUGCAUUCAGAGAUGGGCAGCUGAAAUGGUGGUAGCCCUUGAUGCUUUACACAGAGAGGGAAUUGUGUGCCGCGAUUUGAACCCAAACAACAUCUUAUUGAAUGAUAGAGGACACAUUCAGCUAACGUAUUUUAGCAGGUGGAGUGAGGUUGAAGAUUCCUGUGACAGCGAUGCCAUAGAGAGAAUGUACUGUGCCCCAGAGGUUGGAGCAAUCACUGAAGAAACUGAAGCCUGUGAUUGGUGGAGUUUGGGUGCUGUCCUCUUUGAACUUCUCACUGGCAAGACUCUGGUUGAGUGCCAUCCAGCAGGAAUAACUACUCACACUACUUUGAACAUGCCAGAAUGUGUCUCUGAAGAGGCUCGCUCACUCAUUCAACAGCUCUUACAGUUCAAUCCUGUGGAGCGUCUUGGUGCUGGAGUUGCUGGUGUUGAAGAUAUCAAAUCGCACCCAUUUUUUACUCCUGUGGAUUGGGCAGAACUGAUGAGAUGAACAUAAUGCAGGUUAUUUGCAUGCAUUCUGACCUUCUCUGGGCAGGCAUCCCCAGCACAGAGGCAGCGCAGCCUCGGUUUCUUUGGAAGCACCAAAGCAUUGGGAUAAACACCUUGAGAGGAAAUGGAGGAUAAAAAGCCUAAAAGAGAACAAUUCCUUACAGUUACCACCUGGACAAGAUAUCGGUAUAUUGCAAGAGGCUGUUUUGUACAAACCUUUAAUGAAGGUGUGAUCUUUUUUUAACUACACUUAGUGUUGCAGAUGAGUCGUAAACCCAACUGAAAGGAAUGCCCAUCAAGAACUUCCUCUGGUAUGAAACUCCAAGUGUACAAUCAAGUGUUACUUGAGAGGAGGACCUUUACAUGGCAGCUAACCACGCUUUCUGCUAACCAAGAUUGGUUUAUAUGAUCAAAUUAAUAUUUGUUGAGUACUAUAUAAAAAGUGCUUCAUGAAUAAUGACAUCUGUGGAGAUUAAAAAGUGAGAGAAAAAAGAAUAUACUCAUCAUGUCUGAUAGGAAACUUGCACCACAAUGCUGUAUAAUUAAUAUAUGUUGAAUAUGAUCCCGAAUUGUUUCAUGCUUUCAGAAGUCCACAUGGAAAGAAAACACUUCAUGGGGUCAACUUUGUACAUGGUUGGUUGGUACUGCUUAUGGAAGGGUUCAUAUAAACACUCUCUUCUCUUUGACACUAUCUUUCUUCUUCCCUGGCCUAUUCUGUAAUAUUCUGUUCUUCCUACCCCUACUAAUACAUAACAAAAAAGGGAAGAGGGAGUAUUUAUGUCCCCAAAUUGUAUCAGCUUAAUAAGGACUAAGAAAUCAUGAUGUGAAAUAAAUGUAAAAAAUUAAAUCUGUCUUUCAUUUAA
Messenger RNA from Myotis myotis, 4172 nucleotides. RefSeq names its product ribosomal protein S6 kinase C1 (gene RPS6KC1). Lineage: Eukaryota; Metazoa; Chordata; Mammalia; Chiroptera; Vespertilionidae. The record is from RefSeq and is a predicted model, not a curated record. Gene Ontology annotation, molecular function: ATP binding; protein kinase activity; phosphatidylinositol binding. Bases 131 to 3310 code for a protein of 1059 amino acids. Gene Ontology annotation, cellular component: early endosome. The transcript has 15 exons. Gene Ontology annotation, biological process: protein phosphorylation.